Molecule: messenger RNA, 597 nt
Organism: Acanthosepion pharaonis
Lineage: Eukaryota; Metazoa; Mollusca; Cephalopoda; Sepiida; Sepiidae
Source: the annotation of a GenBank genome assembly
AUGUUAUGCAAACAAUUUAGGAGACUAGCGUUUCCCGCCCCCUCUCUCUCUCCCUCUUCCUCCUUCUCUCUCCCUCCCUCUCUCCCUCCCUGUCUUCCUCCCUUUCUCCCUCUCUCUCUAUACGCCACUCUCCCUCUCCCCCUAUCUCUCUCCUCCCUAUCUCCCCUCCCCUCUAUACGCCUCUCUCCCUCUUCCUCUGUCUUUCUCCCUUUCUCUACCUAUCGCCUUACCUUUACCCCUCUCUUUACCACACUCUCCUUCUCCCCCUCUCUUCAUCCCUCUCUCUCUCUUCCUCCCUCUCUCUCUAUACGUGUCUCCCCCUCUCUCCCACUCUCUUUCUCCUUUUCUCUCCCUCUCUCUUUACCUUUAUCCUUCUCUCUCUCCAUUUCUUUCCAUCUCUUCCUCCCUCUUCCCCCCUCUUCCUCUCUCCCCACCCUCUCUCUCUCGCUUUUCCAUCUCUUUCUCCCUCUCUCCCUCUUCCUCUCUCCCUCACCCCCUCUCUUCCUCUCUCCCCACCCUCUCUCUCUCGCUUUUCCAUCUCUUCCUCCCUCUCUCCUUCUUCCUCUCUCCCUCACCCCCUCUCUCUCGCUUUUCUAA